UCGAUAAAUCCUUCGGGAGACACAAACUGAACAAAAUUGUCACUUUUCCGAUAGAGGAAAACCCUCCUAAUUUAAACAAUAAAUGAAAUCCUUGCCUACUAUCAGCCAGCUCUGUUAAUGCUAAAGGUAGAGGCGGUAUUCGGUCUCUGUUAGCCGUUAUCACGUUGCUAUCUGAGUCUCCAAACACACCGCCUUUGUGGCGAUGAGCACGGAAUUACUAUCGGAGUUGGACAGCCGAUUCUUCGCUGAUAACCUUCUGACCAGCGAAGACUGGGAUGCCUGCCUGUACCAGUGUGACAGCAUGGAGGAGGGAGAGGACGCGGACCUCAGCCGAGGGUUGAAAUACGACACGUCGUUCGACAAUGACCUUGUGCUCACCCUCGAUCCUGACAACCCCACAUCACCAUGGCGACACAGUGACGAAAACCUGCUCACAGGCGACACGCCGGUGAUAAAAAAUGAAAUGACGAUCACUCAGCCGUUACCAGUGGAAAUGUUGUUCCAGGUGAAAGCAGAGCCUCUCUCUCCGGCAUCUUCACUCGGCUCCGACUGCUCCAUAUCGUCACCAGACCCACAGAUCACAGUUAAAGGCGAAAACCCUCCGACUCCUCCGUACAUGUAUGGAGACGUGCUGUCUCCUCCGCUGGGAUCCAUGGAGGUAACCGUGGCAACAACGGCCGUGCCCCCACCGCAGACGCAGUUACCUGCUCUGACACAGGCGCAGCUGCAGACGCCGUUAACGACACCGAUUCCUGCAGUCAUCAGUGGAUUACAGACACAGGCUGCAGUCCUGCCAAGUUCAGCCACAUUAAAGGCCAGCACCAUCAUGAACACAAAACCUCCCAUUCAGCCCAGACCUGUGUGUGUCACCACCCUACCUGUCCCUCAGACCCCCGCACCAGCCAAGACCCUCAUACUGCAGGGCCUCCCCUCCAUGGACCAGACCAGACCUGUCGUCCUGUCUCAGUCCGUCUGCCUCGGCUCGGCUCCGGCCAUCGUCAAAAUGGAGCCGGUCUCUCCCAGCAUCCCCCAGCACUGUUCCAGCCCCACAGCCCCACCCGCCAGCAAACCCAUCGUCCCGGCGACCACGACUUUACCCGGCAACAACUCCAGUGAUAUCGACAUGAAGGUGUUGAAGCGGCAGCAGAGGAUGAUAAAGAACCGGGAGUCGGCCUGCCAGUCGAGGAAGAAGAAGAAGGAGUACCUGCAGAACCUGGAGGCUCAGCUCAGGGAGGCCCAGCAGGAGAACGAACGACUCCGCAGGGAGAACCAGGCGCUGAGGGAGAGACUGGCCGGGAAAGAGGGCAGCGACUCUGCGAGUAACAAGAGAGCCGUUUGUGUCAUGGCCGUUCUGCUCUUCAUGACCUUCAGCUUCGGACCCGUCAGCAUCACAGACAAGAAGCUGUCGACGGGUCUACAGGACAGCGUGAUGUCGUACACAGGACGACGGCUGCUGGAGAUCGAACAACAACAGCAACAGCAGCAGCAACAGCAGCAGCAACAGCAACAGCCGGUGGCUGCUCAGCCUCCAAGCAGAGUGGAGGACAAGACGGAGACGGAGGAGGACGGAGGAGAGGCAGAGAGAUACGCUCCAGAGUCGUAUCACUUCAGGAACCUGAGUGACGUCUUCAGCGACAUGAAGGACCUGGUUCUCCAGGACAUCGAUCGUUACUUCUCCUCCUCCGACUGCAGACAGUUCAACCGCUCUGAGUCCCUCAGGCUGGCAGACGAGCUGAGAGGUUGGGUUCACCGACACCAGAUCGACAGGAAGAAAUCUGGAGGAAAACCAAAGAUCGCCAAGAAGGCCAAAAUCGCGCAGAAAGCUCAGCUGAGGAAGACAAACUUCUCCAGAUAUCUGCCCAUUCAGGCUCAUCGCUCCAUAGAGAGUCAGCUGCAGGUGCUUCCCGGUCCGGAGGUCACGUACAGCGACUUCCUGGACGCCAUCGACCGCAGGGAGGACACGUUCUACGUCGUCUCUUUCAGACGGGACCACCUGCUGCUACCAGCCAUCAGCCACAAUAAGACCAGCAGACCCAAAAUGUCUCUGGUGAUGCCGGCCAUGUCCGUCAACGAGAGUCUGUAUAACUCCUCUCAGGGCUACGAGAUGAUGAUGCAGGUUGACUGUGAGGUCAUGGACACCCGAAUCGUCCCCAUCAAGUCCUCCGCUGUCCCGCCAUCCCUCCGCGACCCUCCCCCACCUCCCCCCUCCUCCCACCACAACCCUCACCACCAUCACCAUGGCAACCACACCUCACUCCGAGGACGACACCAACAUCACCCGUCCUCCUCCUCCUCACCGUCCUCCUCCUCCUCCUCCUCCUCCUCCUCGUCUCCGAGGCAACCUUUACCCGCCCGCCGACGGACAGCUGAAUAUUUCAUCAGCCAAUCAGAAGGGGUGUGAGGAGACGUUGCGAUGGAAAAUAGAAAACAUGGAGAAUAGUCUGAGAGGAACAUCCAAACCUUCUGAUCAUCCCUGCAGCAGGUUUCCCCUCCUCCUUUUCUGGACAAACCUUCACGAGACACAUCGAGGGAUUAAAUCAGCCAUUACUGUUUCAACACAGCUGUUACUGUCACUAAACUCAAAGUCCUCUUUCAGAUUCUGGGCUUGAAAAUAAAAAUAAAAGCCUCUUUAGAAGAUAAUGCCCUAAUAUAUAAGAAAAUAUUUCUAAAAGUUAGAUGCAGACACAGCAGCACACUGCACUUAGAAAUAGUGCUGCAUUUUAAUAUUUAAAUAUGAAAAUGUACAGUUGGAGUGUAGAGUGGGAGGUUCGUGUGGGUGCUGAGGUUAAAGUUGGUUUGUUUCUGUCGCAGCGCUCAGUGUUGUCUGACAGGGAGCGCUGCAGGGCUGCACAGUUACACUUUCUGCUUUUCACAGGACACAUACAAAAACCUCUUCUCUGUCCUCAGAGAUUCACAGAUCAGCAAUAAAAUAGUUUAUAUAUCACAAGCAAAAAUCGCUAGGUGCAAUGAAACAGAUGUGACUGCGCAGCCCCCGGCAGGACAGACACUCCACACUACUGAUGCUCUCACUCUGUGGUUUCCGUGGAGAUUGUAUAUUUGUGUUACUUGUAAUCAGACUGCACACACAGAGAACGUGUAGUCCCGAUGUUUGUUUGAUAUCAGAGCUGACGGCCAACGCGUGAAGUGGGAUCCUGAUGUGAGCUGACGAACCAGACAGAUGUUAGAUCUCUGUCUCUGCGUCAAAAAUAUAUCAGCUGAUAUUCAUUUUUAACAUAAAAUCACACACUCAAGUAGUUUUGAUUUGGGUUCUUAGGAACAGAAGAACAGAUGUUUUCAAACUGUGAGGCUCCUCAUUAUCUGUGACGUCUGUUGUCGGCGAACCAGAAAUCCACUUAUCAGCAUCAGUAACCACUUCACAGUAUCACUGAGAUCCUUCUUCACGUGGCGUCUGUCGGAUUCAUCCGUGUUUCUUUUUUUAAUUGAGAAAUCAUGUUCUUGUUUUGAAUGGGGAUUAUUUAAUAGCUGUAAAAUAUGAGUGUUCUCUCUGUAGAUAUUUUGCUUGUUUUUUGUCACUUUUUAUAAUUUUUUUAAUUUUUUUUGUCUUUUGGCAACAAAAAGUAAAAGAAAAAGGAAAAAAAAAAGAUCCUCAUGAAGCUUGCAGUGAAAAAAUAAUAAUAAUGCAUUUUCCGUUUAUUGGACCAACCACCUUUAUUCAGUCAUUCACUCUGUUUGAACUCAGGAUUUUCUGUCCUGGUACUAUAUAUUUAUGGAAAUAUGAAAAUGUAGAUUUUUUUUUUAUUGUACAGAAUUAACUUGUAGGAAGCUUCAGUUCCUCCUAAAAAAUAAAACAGAAAAAAUGAUUUCUUCCAAAAUAAGACACGAUUAUUGAGCCUCUUUGACCGGACUGAAUUCUUUUAUUUUGAAAAUGAAGUUUAUAUAAAAUGUCUCAACUCUGAAUCUGAACACUUUUUUUUUUUUUCUUU
Seriola dumerili (greater amberjack) is the source of this 3944-nucleotide messenger RNA. It is a transcript of the gene atf6b, whose product is annotated as activating transcription factor 6 beta. Bases 203 to 2401 code for a protein of 732 amino acids. Gene Ontology annotation, biological process: endoplasmic reticulum unfolded protein response; regulation of transcription by RNA polymerase II. Lineage: Eukaryota; Metazoa; Chordata; Actinopteri; Carangiformes; Carangidae. The record is from RefSeq and is a predicted model, not a curated record. The transcript has 17 exons. Gene Ontology annotation, molecular function: DNA-binding transcription factor activity, RNA polymerase II-specific; RNA polymerase II cis-regulatory region sequence-specific DNA binding. Gene Ontology annotation, cellular component: nucleus.